Lachnellula hyalina is the source of this 1158-nucleotide messenger RNA. It is a transcript of the gene LPP1, whose product is annotated as Lipid phosphate phosphatase. Lineage: Eukaryota; Fungi; Ascomycota; Leotiomycetes; Helotiales; Lachnaceae. Gene Ontology annotation, biological process: phospholipid metabolic process. The transcript is spliced from 2 exons. Bases 1 to 1158 code for a protein of 385 amino acids. The record is from RefSeq and is a predicted model, not a curated record. Gene Ontology annotation, molecular function: phosphatidate phosphatase activity.
AUGGGGUUACUUUCACGCUUUCAGCGCAACAAUACCACAGAUCUAGCAUCUGCCAGCAAUACUCAUGCCACUUCCUUUGGUAGCCAUACUCGCAAAGACCCUCUUGUCACGAAUAUGUCUCAAAGACCAACCUUUCGCCGGUGGUUCACGGUGACAUGGCUUGACCUCGUCACCAUGGCAAUCAUAGGUGCGAUCGGACUGGGAGUCUCCGAGGCUCACCCAGCAGCCUCCCGCUCAUUCCCGAUCUACUUUCAAGAUGGCGAAAUCGUCUACCCUCAAUUCGCCUACCCCAUGCGAAAUGAGAUCGUGCCCAUCUGGGCUGCAACAGUUCUCGCUUUAGCAGUCCCUAUUGCUGUUUUUCUCAUAUGCCAGAUCCGAGUUCGUUCAUUCUGGGACUUGAACAACGCCAUCAUUGGACUCGAGUACUCCCUCAUCGCUGCGUCUGUUUUCCAAGUCUUCAUCAAGUGGCUCAUUGGCGGACUCCGAUCACAUUUCUUGGCCGUCUGCAAGCCUAACGUACCUGUUCAGGCAGCCCAGGAAACAGGAAACGGUUUGAGACAGAUCAUGUAUGAUCGUAGAGUUUGCACGGGAAACCAAAAGCAGAUUGAUGAUUCUCUUGAAUCAUUCCCCUCAGGUCAUUCCACAGCUGCGUUCGCUGGCUUUGUUUUCCUCUCCCUCUACUUGAAUGCCAAGUUAAAGCUGUGGUCAAAUUAUCACCCUGACUUCUGGAAGUUGAUUGCUAUCUGGGCUCCCAUCCUUGGUGCCACUCUCAUUGCUGGUGCUCUUACAAUCGAUGAAUAUCACAACUGGUAUGACUGCCUCGCAGGCGCAAUUAUAGGCACUGUCAUGGCGCUCUCUGCUUACAGAAUGGUGUAUGCUUCCAUCUGGGAUUGGCGUACCAACCACAUCCCACUCAACAGAGCUGUCCCUUUCAAUGGCGCUAGACCAGAACUUGAGCAUUCCGUCUUUACGCGUCAAGCUGGCUGGGGUGAUGCAAGUAAACAUGCUGGAGGCGAGAACCAGGCUGCUGGCCAUGGACUUCAAGUUGGACCGGUUGCUAAUGAAGAUUAUGGUCAGGGGCAAACUUCCGGUGUUAUUCGCAAGCCUUUAGAAGGAACUGGGAAUCAUGCAAGGGCUGAUCCAGGAAAUUUGGUUUAG